Symbiodinium sp. CCMP2456 is the source of this 838-nucleotide messenger RNA. NCBI's taxonomy places the organism in Eukaryota, Dinophyceae, Suessiales, Symbiodiniaceae. The record is from the annotation of a GenBank genome assembly.
GAGCUGGCAGCGGGGUCCUGGGCCCUGGCGAUGACAUGGCAGCGCCAGCGAGGUGCUGGUCUCCCGCAAGAGGCAGCGCUGUCGGCGCUGCGCCGCGCGGCCACUGGAAAAGUCACGGCGCUGGAGGGAAAGGAGCUUGCAAUGCUGUCUGCGGCGCUUUUGUUGCAGGAGGACGAGGAGCUGUCCAAGAGGAUUGCAGAACAUGCCGAAGUGCUGCACGAAAGCGGCUCGCUGCCUCCAGACGCCAUCGUGCAGAUUCGUGACCAUCUUCACUCCCUCAGUCCGCCAUGGCUGGAGGCCGCUAUUCGCCGACUUACAGACGAAGUCCUGGCGGUUCUCAACAAAGGCUCCGACCUCGCUGUCCUGCGCCUCACUUCGCUGGGUGCAGCGACGCUGACGCUGCUGACUGAGCUCGGCCUGGGUGUAGAGAGCAGCGCAGAGGCUUCCGAGGUCGUCACGGAGAGGUCGGCUGGGCAGGUUCUGUGCUCGGCCGGUGUCUCAGCGGUCAGCUACGAUAUUCGCAUCCCUGGGGACCACGAUUUGUACGAGCCGGGCCAGGUUCAUGCCAGCGGCAGUCGUCCAGAUCCCGACGGACUUGGCUUGCUCCGGGCCGUUUCUCUGCGUUUCCCUCGUGAUCGGGAUGCAGAAUAUCUUGCUCUGACUUCCGUCGUUGCUGCGCUACGCCGUUCUGCGGCUGCCACCGCAUCGGGAGCUGAAGGCACUGUGAGGCUGCAUGCAUCGCAAGCUCCCUGCCUAAGCUGCCUUGGCGUCUUGGUGCAGUUUCGGGAGGCUUUCCCGAAGUUGGAGUUGAAGGUGAGUUUCGAUGACCUGCGAAGAA